Messenger RNA from Oppia nitens, 1442 nucleotides. RefSeq names its product long-chain-fatty-acid--CoA ligase 4-like. Gene Ontology annotation, cellular component: lipid droplet; endoplasmic reticulum; plasma membrane. Gene Ontology annotation, molecular function: palmitoyl-CoA ligase activity. Bases 46 to 1392 code for a protein of 448 amino acids. The transcript has 4 exons. Gene Ontology annotation, biological process: neuron differentiation; long-chain fatty acid metabolic process; long-chain fatty-acyl-CoA metabolic process. Lineage: Eukaryota; Metazoa; Arthropoda; Arachnida; Sarcoptiformes; Oppiidae. The record is from RefSeq and is a predicted model, not a curated record.
CUCGGCUAUCGGUUGCCAGAAAAUUUGAACGACACAACACUGAUUAUGUAUACGUCAGGUACUACUGGCCAACCGAAAGCUGUAUGCAUAUCCCAUCAUCAGCUAUACUCCAGUGCCCGAUCACUGUUGAGCGUUACCACCAACGAUAUGACCAACGAUGUCGACCGACAUAUCCAUAUAUCUUACUUACCGUUGGCUCAUAUGUUAGGCUUUUCGUUGGACUCGUUUUGCUUUUUCUGUGGCGUCAAAAUAGGCUACAGUUCUCCAUUUACAUUGACCGAUACAUCGCCAAACUUGGCCAGUGGCCAACAGGGCGAUCUAAAAUUACUUAAGCCAACAUCUAUGCCGGCCGUACCGCUUGUGUUGGACCGACUGCUCAAAGAUAUCAACGAAAAAAUACGGUCGGCGUCGCCAAUAGCCGGUCCUCUGUUUGCUUAUCUAAUGCAAUAUAAGAUACGUUGGACUCAGAGAGGCUAUCGGACGCCGAUAAUCAAUAGGCUGUUAACCAAUCGGAUCAGUGAGGCUAUGGGCGGCCAAUUGGAGCAGUUUAUGAUAGGUGGGGCCCCAUUGAAUCCACAUAUCAAUGCCUUAAUGAGAGCUGCACUAAAUCUUAAGCGUUUAUCGAUUGGAUACGGUGCCACCGAAACAACUAGCGGUGCUAUCGGUACGUAUGGCAACGAUUUUCAAUACGAAUCGGUUGGCUGUCCUGUUUACGGUAUCGACAUAAAACUGGUCGACUGGCCAGAGGGAGGCUAUUUGACUACCGAUCGGCCACGAGCUAGGAGUGAGAUACUGAUCGGCGGCGAUAUUGUUAGCAAUGGCUACUUCAAAGAACCAGAGCUGACGGCACAGGUGUUUCAAGUGGACAGUGACGGCCAGCGAUGGUUUCAAACGGGAGAUAUUGCCGAAGUUAGCGACGACGGUAUGUUCAAAAUAAUUGACCGCAAAAAAGAUCUGUCAAAACUGUCUAAUGGAGAGUAUGUAUCAUUGGGAAAGAUUGAAGGGACACUAAAAUCAUGCGAUUUUGUCGACAAUAUAUGUAUUGUUGUUAACAGCGAAUACAGCAAUUGUGUAGCACUGGUAACACCUAAUCGUCGGGCUAUCCAUAAACUGGCCAAACAAUUGGGACUAAUUAACAACAGUGAUAGUAAUAAUAAUUGGGAACAACUGUGUAUUGAUAGUCAAAUUGUCGACACUGUACUCCAAGGUCUAGCCGAUACUGGCCAACAAAAUGGUUUGACCCGCUUGGAGAUACCAGUGCGCUGUAGACUAUGUCCUGAGGAGUGGUCACCCGAUAACGGUAUGAUUACAGCGGCCAUGAAAUUGAAGCGCAAUGUUGUUAUGGAUUACUAUAAACCAGAUAUCAAUGCAAUGUUUGAUACAAUUCAAUGAUUAAUAAUUAUUUAGGUUUUAAAAAAUGUUUUUUUUAUUAAAUAUAAAGU